AUGCGCCCGGCCAUGCGCAAGGUCGACCCGUCCAAUGUAGGACCUCCCCAGGUCAUCUUUUCAGGCAUUCAACCAACAGGAGUGCCGCACAUCGGCAACUACCUAGGGGCCCUUCAGCAAUGGGUCAAACUCCAGGAUGAAGCGAGCCCGAAGACGACAUUGCUCUUCUCAAUCGUCGACUUGCACGCUAUUACCGUAAACCAGAACCCCCGGCAACUUCGAAACGCAUGCCAUCAGAUGUUAGCAGCGCUCCUCGCCGUCGGGCUGGACCCGAAGAGGAGUAUUAUCUUCUUCCAGUCCGACGUCGACGCCCAUGAGAAGCUGAUGUGGAUACUGAGCUGCCGGGCUCAGAUGGGCAAUCUGUCUAGGAUGACGCAGUGGAAGGCAAGUAGCAAGCUGAAUCUCUCAGACAACGCUCCGCCGGUCGAAGCCCUCUUGAAUACCGAACUCGAGCUUGGCCUCUACUCAUACCCAGUCCUACAAGCCGCGGACGUCCUCGUCCACCGCGCCACACACGUGCCCGUAGGACACGACCAAGCACAACACCUAGAAUUUGCCCGCAAAUGUGCGCGCACAUUCAACCACCGCUACGGGACCAUCUUUCAGCUCCCUGAAACCAUCCUGUCGCCCGCAAAGCGCGUCAUGUCUCUCACGCAGCCCCAUCUCAAGAUGUCGAAAUCGCACCAGGACCCGCGAUCCCGAAUCCUGAUCUCGGACUCGACGGAGGAGAUAGCGCAGAAGGUCAAGACGGCCUUGACUGAUUCUAAUUCUGGUGUCUCGUACGAUCCGGUCAAGCGGCCUGGCGUGUCUAAUUUGAUAGAAAUCAUGCACCACUCCCGCGCAGAUGGCGCUUCUUGCGAGGAUAUAGCGCGGGAUUGUGAGAACCUGACGAUGCGCGCUUUCAAGGAGCAAGUGGCCAAGUGCAUUGAUGAGCAUCUCGGCGAGAUCAGGCAGCGGUACGAGGAACUUGUGGGUAAGGAGAAAGAGGGAUAUCUGCGGGAAGUAGCGGAAUCUGGGGCUAUGAGGGCGCGAGAAAGUGCAGCCAAAACCAUGCACCUUGUAAGAGAUGCCGUAGGUCUCGGAGGGUUUCAGUCGUUUGUGAAGAAGCUCGAUUGA
This is a messenger RNA of Coniosporium apollinis CBS 100218, 1116 nucleotides long. Its product is annotated as tryptophanyl-tRNA synthetase. Gene Ontology annotation, molecular function: ATP binding; tryptophan-tRNA ligase activity. NCBI's taxonomy places the organism in Eukaryota, Fungi, Ascomycota, Dothideomycetes. Bases 1 to 1116 code for a protein of 371 amino acids. The record is from RefSeq and is a predicted model, not a curated record. The transcript has 3 exons. Gene Ontology annotation, cellular component: mitochondrial matrix; mitochondrion. Gene Ontology annotation, biological process: mitochondrial tryptophanyl-tRNA aminoacylation.